Messenger RNA from Schistosoma bovis, 1899 nucleotides. Lineage: Eukaryota; Metazoa; Platyhelminthes; Trematoda; Strigeidida; Schistosomatidae. The record is from the annotation of a GenBank genome assembly.
UUUGAAGGCCACCUUUGUUUUGGCGCGAACGUCUGGAAUGGAACAAUGCAAGGUAGAACGUAGUCUCCAUUUGGCACGUCGUCAGCAGUGUGCGUGUUUAAUUCAGGAAAUUGGGUCAAGGUUGCAAACGUAAGUUUUUACUGAAGUAGUGUGUAUCCCUGUCUGCUUCAUACAGAACACAGGUGGUCAUAAAUGCAGGCAUAUAUUACAUGCACUACUUCUACGAAGUUUUCUCUCCAGAAACUAUCAAACCGAUUUUAGUCGCAAUAGCUGCCUUUUAUUGUGCAUGCAAGACAGAGGAAUUUUCUAGGAAACUAUCUUUCUUGAUCAAGGCUGCGUAUGAUAUUUUGAAGAGACCGGCACCUGAUGAGGGGUCAGAUGCAUUCAAGAGACUCGUUCAGAAUGUUCAUGCUUUAGAGGCUACUAUUCUUAUGGUCAUUGGGUUUCACACUCUUGAAGUCAAACAACCACAUGUGCUACUCAUUAAGGCUAUUCGCGCAAAUAAAUUCCCGAAGGAAAUAGCUCAUACGAGCUACUAUGUCUGUACUAAUAUACUGCAUCUCACCACUUUAGUAUUACGACAUUCUGCAGAAGCGAUUGCUGCUGCUAGUCUUUACAUUGCGGCGAAGUGGAAUGGAACAGACAUCCAGUCGUCAAACGGGGAUUGGUUCCAUAUUUUUUCCCCGAUGCUGACUUUUGAGGAAAUCUCUAAAAUAACAGACGAAUUCACCCUUACUUUCCAAGAAUGCGAUUUAAAAAUCAGAGAGCAACUGCGCUGUUCGCUUCGAUCCCGAAAGUUACAAAGAGAACGAAGAGAUGAUCCUGUCAAUAAUCCUCCUCGAACUCAAGAGCCUCAGAGGAGACCAGUUCCUGAUUCUCAGCAGAAGGCUGAUUCUUGGAAAACAGAGAAAAGACCAUACGGUUCGACAAAUCCUAGUGCAGCUCAAGUCCCAUCUCAACAUCCAAAUCAUCAUGCUCGAAGUCAUGCUGGUGGCUCCCAGAAUACACAGAUGAAUCAUCCGUAUCAUGGACACAAUCGGGCCCCACAAUCACAUGUUUAUGGGAACGAACAUUUCAAUAGAUCUCAUUCCAACCGUCCUCCAGGUCCUGGGAAUAAUGAACCAGAUCCUAAGCGUCAGAGAUUUGAUCGCCCAUACCCAAAUCAGUGUCAACGAUCACCACAACCCCACUUGCCUGGUGGACAUCAUCCCGACGGAACAGCACGUGCAAGUCGUAUGGAGAGUUCUGUCUCUCAUUCUGGAGGUGGCGAACACAAAGUACACUAUCCAUCUGCUAAUCGUAUCCAUGGAACAGAUUACAGGAUGGCACAAUCCACUGGUUACAAUGCUGUUCCGAAUAAGCAACCUUACGGACGAGAUGAACAUGAAGACUCACGUCUUAACUCAGGGAAUCUUCGUUCUGUAAAACCAGCUGGUCAUCCACAAGGAAACACACGAGUGAAACCUGAUCUAAAUGACUAUUUUUGAAUAGUUACUGGAUUAAUAUAGUUUUACAUGGUGUUUUUUUGUUGCAUUCCUAAAUUUCCGUAUACAGAUAGCGUUGUACAUAUGUCAAACUGCUUUUUUCCGUUUAAAACUAUACCUACUUGCGGUUUGUUGACUCAAAACUGUCAGUUCCCCUUUCGUAUUUGUCUAGUCUUUAGAUAAACUGUAAAGUCUUUCUUCUCCCAUUACUGUGUUUAUCAUUAGUGCAUGUUUUUCUUGUUUUCGCGCAAGAAUUUUUAUAUUAAUUGCUUUUAUACGAAUGUUUGGUACUUUUGUCUAUUUCUUACUACAAUUGUGUAGCUAUUAUUGUUCAAUGUAUAUUACCGAUUUUCUUUAUAUUGCCAUUUAUUUUGUAGUACAUUGAACGAUAAAUAAUAAUUUCCGGUUACUAAUA